GACAGAGCCUACUGAUGAUAUUUUCAUAAAAGAAUUCAGAACUCGGUAGAAGAUAAUUAUGGCCUCCAAACCUCUAUCAAAAGGACAACAGAAUUUUACUCAACUAGCUAUAGCAUGUGUCGAAGUGAUAACUCAGGUGUUUAACGAUUGCCUUGACAGUCAAAUAUCACCAAAAGAUCUCUAUAAUGCCAUAAAAUCAUGUUCAAAACUGACAAAUGGUAAGGACAAACUAAACCAAUACCAGCUUAAAAUAUGUUGCAUAUCUCCGCCUCAAGUUCCUGACUAUGGUAAAUUCGAUGUUUCGCUGUUCUAUAAACUGAUGAGAAAUUUGUGCCUAACAUUUAAACCAACAACAGGUUGGGGAAAUACACCGAAUACAAGUGAUUUGCAAAUAGGAGAUGACAUCGAACGACUCAGAAUAUUUAGGAACGAUAUGUUUGCACAUUUAGAAUCAUCAGAGGUCCCAGAUUUCAUAUUCUUACAAUGCUGGAAAGAGCUAAAGGGAUGCGUUUGCAGAGCACAGAGUUUUUUGGACUCGCUUGGAUAUGGCGCUAACUAUGAUGAGCAACUCAAAAAUAUUGAAAAUCUUGAUUUGAGUUGCAAAGAUAUGGACAAAUACAGACUCUUUUUGGAGGAAACGAUGUUUAUGUGGAGAUUGUCACAAAAUAUAGAUGUUCCAGUGAUAAAAAUGACGGGAUAUUGCGAUGUUUUUUGUGGUGAAGAAACAUGCUUUGAAGCCAAGACAGAUAAUUGCCCUAAAAGCAAUAACUGGCCGAUUGUGUGGGAGAGAGUAAGGGGAAGUGUAACAGAGACCAUAGACAAGAGUGCAAAAAAAUAUGAGGGCAGUACCACUAGACGACUUGUUAUACGGAGAGUUGUAAAAGAAGAUGAAGGAGAAUAUCGUGCAGUGAUAUCACGAGAACUUCAUGGAAGUCAUAUAAAUGUACCAAGUAACACACUUUUCCUAAAUGCUCUAGGAGAUCAUCCUAGUCUAGAGAUAACCCAGGCCACCUCGGGAAUUGAUGGUGUCACUAUUCUUUAUGAUAUUGAAGAGACACGUCCUGUGAUUGAAAAAAUUAAGUGGACCAAAGAUGGAGAACCAUUGUCGAUGGAUGCAAUCAAGUACCAGGGCGGUGGUGUUUCGGACAGGUAUCUGAAAAUUCUGUCUCCGUCAGAGAACGACGGCGGUGAAUACAUAUGUAGAGUUUUCAAUGCAGUGGGGUCAGAUAUGAAGCGAAUAGUUCUAGCUGUCCCAUCUGUAGUGAUUUGCAAAGAACUGACAGUUCCACUGGGUGGUCAAGCUACUAUUAUUCCUGACAUAACGUCAUGUCCUUCACCGAAGAAAGCACUUUGGCUAAAAAGCGAAUCUCAAGCUCCUGAGAAUUUCCUGACCGUAGACAUCGAUGAUGCUAGAUAUUUCGGAAGCAGUAUGGAUCCAGAGAAACCUAUUCUAGUCAUUUCAAAUGUAUCCUAUAUUGACAAUUUGCAUUACCGACUAGAAAUCACAAAUGGAUUUGGGAAGUCUACAAGCAAUGCAGUUUUGCUGAAAUUAGUUGGUGAUAUUCCUUCUGUGUCCGCAAACCUUGAAACUAAUAUUGAAGAUCGUAGGGUCACAUUUAAUUGCAAAAUCUCUCUUUCGGAUAAUUACCCAGAGGUCACAGAGAUCAUUUGGAUAAAAGACAAACAGUACAUCGACGCUUCAUCAAGUGGAGGGAAAUACACUGGAGGUAGUAAGACUGAUCCUCCACUAGUACUUCACGGAGUAAACUCGAACGACAUUGGGCAAUAUCAAUGCCGUGUUUCUAAUGCAGCCGGGUCAAUGUUUAGUGACAUAAUUUAUUUGGGCAAGCCUACGGUUCAGAUGGGUAGACCAGAAAGGGAUGAAAAAAAUGACAUCUUAGUGUGUAAAGCUACAAUUGCAUCUAUUCCGGAGGCUAUAAAAGCUGAAUGGAGAAUUCAGCAGUCCGAAGAAGACGAUUUUCAACCAAUUGAUAUUCACGAGUCUACUUACAGGGGUUCAACUGUUUCCUUACCACAUCCAGUUCUGAUUGUUCAUGGAUAUAGCAAUAAACGGGGUCAACGAUUUCAAAUUAGCGUGUCCAAUUUCGUCGGAGAAACUAGAGAGGUCAUUCUUGACAGGAAACGGAAAAAUGAAGGUCAUGAUCGGGAGAAACAUGAUAAAAGAAUGAAAUUUUAUCGAAAAGGGGGCUCAAAAAUCCCUUUCGCUAGUCUAAAGGACGAUCUUGACAGCUCAUUUCCAAACAAGAAACUAAAAAGGUUAAAACAACUACUGAUUGAUCAAGAAGAGAUAGAAGAAGACUCUGUAUUUGCCUGUAAUUCGUUGUGGGACAUUUUAAAUAUCCUGAUACAGAGAGACUUGUUCAGUAGAAAUGAUGUUAUAUUUGUACAGUAUUUGCUACGAACGAUAGGAUGCCUCGACCUCUAUGAAACGUGUUACAAGUACGCUAAAGAUUGUGAAGCGCUUUGUUUCUUUGAAAGUCAACCAGAAAAUGGCUGUAAGAAUGUCAAGUUUCACAUAGAUGGCAACAUCGAAGAGUACUCAAAGGAGGAUAUUCUUUUUAUACAAAUAACAGUUGCAAAAAUGUUGAAAUGUCCUACUGAUUACAUUGUCAUUAGUGGACUAGAACGUGACACAAGCUUUCUACUAAUUCUGUCAAUUAAAGAUGAAUAUACGACGUUAUUACUGGAACAUGGUCAACAAAUUUUAGAAGAUCUGUCUUUUUUGAAGGUGGAUUAUAUUGAAUAUGAUGAAAUUCUUAUCCAUAAGGAAAACAUUAGUCAGG
Saccostrea cuccullata (small rock oyster) is the source of this 2804-nucleotide messenger RNA. RefSeq lists its product as uncharacterized. NCBI's taxonomy places the organism in Eukaryota, Metazoa, Mollusca, Bivalvia, Ostreida, Ostreidae. The record is from RefSeq and is a predicted model, not a curated record. Gene Ontology annotation, cellular component: plasma membrane. Gene Ontology annotation, biological process: homophilic cell-cell adhesion. The transcript has 10 exons. The annotation marks the transcript as partial.